UCGCCCGCGCUCUCCGCCCGGUUGGUCGUCCCCUGCGGCGAGCUCGCGGUACCGGGAGUCCAGCGGGUCUGGCGUGGCGGGAAGCUUAAUCUGCGGAAGCCGCGGACUGGAAAAGGAGUGGUCCGGGAAGACGCGGCGCCGCGGGACAGUGCCACCAUGGGGACCACAGCCCCAGGGCCUAUUUGCCUUCUGGAUCUAUGUGACCAGAAACUCCUGGACUUUGUCUACAAUGUGGACAAUAAGGACUUCAUGUGGCUCAAGGAGAUUGAGGAGGAGGCUGAGCGCAUGUUUAUCAGAGAAUUCAGCAAUGAGCCAGAGCUGAUGCCCAAAACUCCUUCUCAGAAAAACCGUCGGAAGAAGAGGCGGGUGUCGAACAUUCAGGAUGAAAACAGAGAUCCUGUGAGGAAGAGGUUAUCCCGCAGAAAGUCUCGGAGCAGUCAGGUAGGUACCCGGCACCUUCGCAGCAAGCCGGUUACUGUUGCUGAGGAGAAUGGCUCCCCUGUGUUGCGGCGGAUAACUCGGGCUGCAGCUGCAGCUGCAGCAGCAGCAGCAGCAGCAGGGUCAGCAUUAGCACCUGUGGCAUCAGCUUCUUCCUCUCCCACUGCUGGGUCUCCCACAGUGCUGAUCAAGAAAGCUGUGGUGGAGGUAAGCACCAGUGAACGACUGAGUGCGGAACUGCAACUCACUAAGCUCAAAGGUAGCCUCCCUCCAUCUUCAGUUUCCCAAGGCACCCUGACAUCAGAGGAGGAACUAACACCCAAGAAAUCAGAGGCUGGAAGGCUGGACUCUGUCACAGUGAACUCCCUCAAGGCGACCCCUCAGAGCCCCAAGAACCGAGGGGUUGGGGAAGGACGUUCUGUUUCCAAGCUCAAGAUUGCUCGGGCCUCCCGGGGCCUGCAGGACUCUCCUGGCUCUACAGACUCACCAUGGCAAGAGCGCGUGCUUUCUCCUAUCCUGCCGAAUAACAUCUUGCCCACAACAGCCAAGAGCCCUCUUGGGAAUAUUCGGUCAGUGCGGCGAAGCCUGAUUUCCCAGGAUUCCCAAGUGCCACUAGCCUCCAAGUAUUGUUUGGUGGCCAAACAAGAAAAAGCCAGUCGCAGAUCAAGCAGGAUUGCCAAGAAGGCUGACAAAGAGCCAGAGGCCUCUGCUCGCAUCAUUUGUCACAGUUACCUGGAGAGGCUCCUGAAUGUUGAAGUGCCUCAGAAUGUUGGCCUGGAGCAGGAGCCUGUUGAGGUGGCCGAGCCUGAGGAGGCAGAAGAGGAGCAAGAGGCCUCCAAGAACAGUGGGUGUCCCUCCAAACCCCGCAGUGCCACCAAGAUUGUGAUUAGUACGCCCACCUCGAAGCCUGCGGCCGCUGGCCGAGCAUCUGUUGAAGAGCAAGAAGCUGAGCUUGACCAAACAGAUGGACACAGAGAGCCACCUCAGAGUGUCAGGAGGAAACGUAGUUACAAGCAGGCAAUGAAUGAACAGGAUGAGGAGCAACUGGAAGAUGAAGAACUGCAGCCCUGCCGGAACAAGACCCCUUCCCCACCCUGUCCAGCCAACAAGGUGGUACGGCCCCUCCGAACUUUCCUGCACACAGUGCAGAAGAACCAGAUGCUCAUGACCCCAACUCUGGCCUCCCGCAGCAGUGUCAUGAAGUCCUUUAUUAAACGCAACACUCCACUCCGUGUGGACCCUAAGUGCAGCUUUGUUGAGAAGGAGCGCCAGCGCCUAGAAAACCUGCGACGGAAGGAGGAGGCCGAGCAGCUGCGCAGACAGAAGGUAGAGGAAGACAAGCGGCGGCGACUGGAGGAGGUGAAGCUGAAACGUGAAGAGCGCCUUCGCAAGGUGUUGCAGGCCCGUGAGAGGGUGGAACAGAUGAAGGAGGAAAAGAAGAAGCAGAUUGAGCAGAAGUUUGCUCAGAUUGAUGAAAAGACAGAAAAGGCUAAGGAGGAGCGGCUGGCAGAAAAGGCAAAGAAGAAGGCAACUGCUAAGAAGAUGGAAGAGGUAGAGGCACGAAGGAAGCAGGAGGAGGAGGCACGCAGGCUCAGGUGGCUUCAACAGGAGGAAGAAGAGCGGCGGCAUCAAGAGAUGCUACAGCGGAAGAAGGAGGAAGAACAGGAGCGCCGCAAAGCAGCUGAGGCCAGGCGACUGGCAGAACAGCGGGAGCAAGAGCGGCGGAGGGAGCAGGAACGGAGGGAGCAGGAACGGAGGGAGCAGGAACGGAGGGAGCAGGAACGGAGGGAGCUGGAACGGAGGGAGCAGGAACGGAGGGAGCAGGAGCGUCUUCGGGCCAAGAGGGAGAUGCAGGAGAGAGAGAAAGCCCUGCGGCUCCAAAAGGAACGACUUCAGAGGGAACUGGAGGAGAAGAAGAGGAAGGAAGAGCAAGAGCGCCUGGCUGAGCAGCAACUGCAGGAGGAGCAGGCAAAGAAAGCUAAGGAGGUGGCAGCAGCCAGCAAAGUCCUGAACAUGACUGUGGAUGUGCAGUCUCCUGUUUGUACCUCAUAUCAAAUGACUCCACAAGGACCCAAAUCCGUCCCCAAGAUCAGCGUAAACGACUAUGGGAUGGACCUAAAUAGUGAUGACUCCACAGAUGAUGAGUCCCAUCCCCGGAAACCCAUCCCUUCCUGGGCCAAAGGCACCCAACUCAGCCAGGCCAUUGUCCACCAGUACUACCAUCCCCCAAACGUUCUAGAGCUCUUCGGAUCUAUUCUCCCACUGGACUUGGAGGACAUCUUUAAGAAGAGGAAGACUCGCUACCACAAGCGCACUAGCUCUGCUGUUUGGAACUCACCACCCCUGAAAGCCACCAUGGUCCCCAGCAGUGGGGACUAGACUAUAGCCUGAAGAGUCCAUGAGGCAGGCCCUGAAUCCUUUUGGAGCACAGGGCCCAUGUGUGUCUUUCUGUUUGUUUCUCUGUCUGUUUCUGUGUUGGGCUGGUGCCCUUCUGCCUGACAUGCCAUUGUUCAGGUGGAUAUCAAUGUCCUCUGUCAGGUGUUCCCAGACCUAUUUGGAGGAUGGGCUUCAUGCCUGGGGAAGAACCAGGUUCAGCACUGAUCACUCUGUAGGCAGUACUCUGUAAAUAAAUAGAUUGUUACAGUUCACUUGAAUGACUUUUAGUUUCUAGUGUUUGUGAGGUAGUUUAAUAAAGUAUAUAGCCCAAAGUCUGCUGUGGAUAUUGUGAGGACUAGAGGCUUCAAUGGAGUAUUGGUCUGCAGCAGUAUGUCUUGUGCCUUUACCUUCAGUGUGUGCCUAGAUCACUUGGUUGGGUCAGAUGGGGUCCCACCCAGAGGUUCUAAUGCGAGACAACUCCUGGGAAACACAUCAGCAUGUCCUGAUAGGGCAUUUGAACUUGCUUCCUGUUUGUAAAUGGAGCCUAUUCCUUGGGAAAGACCUGUCCUGUGACUCAGCUCUGCCACAUAGUCCCCGAGCCUCACCACUUCUCAAGCUCUGCCAUGUUUGCUACUGGGGAUUGGAAGGACUUGAAGUCCUCCUGCUGGGAGCUAAUCUGGAAAGGAAUGCCCCUCAAGCUGACUUUGGGACAUGUGCUUGCAAAUGGCGGUGGGAGGUGAGGAGGGUUAAAGUGCAAACCCAUCAGCUACUAUGUAAAUGCUCAGUGAAGGAUGGCUUUGGUCCUCAUAGCUCCUCAUGCCCCUUUUU
Molecule: messenger RNA, 3642 nt
Organism: Mus pahari (shrew mouse)
Lineage: Eukaryota; Metazoa; Chordata; Mammalia; Rodentia; Muridae
Gene: Incenp
Product: inner centromere protein
Exons: 19
Coding region: 157-2817 (886 amino acids)
Biological process (GO): meiotic spindle midzone assembly; mitotic cytokinesis; metaphase chromosome alignment
Cellular component (GO): meiotic spindle midzone; kinetochore; nucleus
Molecular function (GO): protein serine/threonine kinase activator activity
Source: RefSeq, a predicted model, not a curated record